Messenger RNA from Aspergillus glaucus CBS 516.65, 1266 nucleotides. Its product is annotated as cell division control protein 14. NCBI's taxonomy places the organism in Eukaryota, Fungi, Ascomycota, Eurotiomycetes, Eurotiales, Aspergillaceae. The record is from RefSeq and is a predicted model, not a curated record. The coding region runs from base 161 to 1000 and encodes 279 amino acids. The transcript has 2 exons.
AGUUCCCGUUCAUCCACUACGAUCACUGCUACUAUUCCUCUCUACAUAUCUCUUCUUUUAUCGGGUCGCACGCUUUAUUAUUUGCUUUAUUUUACUUCCUUACAGUUUCCUUAGCUUCAUCUACUAUCCGGUUCCCGUCUAGUGUUACCCUGAAACCCUCAUGGAGACGUUGUUGGCCCAUUCGUUCGAUUACCUCUCUUCAUACGAGCCCAGCAAAGUGCGCAAAGGCCUGCGCCAGGUUGAAGGUCUUCUCGCACAGAUAUGUCUCUCCAAAGCGAAACAGUCGCCAGUCGUGCGAAAGAGGUCAAUGAUGGGAAUGAGUUCGCCCCAGCCGGCUGCUAGACCGCUAUCAGAGAUCAAAGACGACCCUGCGUUUCGAGAGUUUUUCAAACUACAAGAAGGGUUUCAGUGGAACGUGGCGAUGCGACUGGUCACUUGUCUAGAACAUUUGCUAGGCCGCGGGAGCAAUGGCACCAACGACCUGCUCAUCCUCGCAACUCUCGACCUCAUCCAAGGUGCUCUUCUCCUACAUCCGCCGUCGCGAACUCUUUUCGCCCGUGAAAUCUACAUGAACCUACUGCUUGACCUCCUCGAUCCGAUUAAUUGCCCCGCGAUCCAAUCUACAACCCUCCUCACCCUCGUGACGGCCUUGCUGGACAACCCGGCCAACACACGCACCUUUGAACAGCUCGACGGUCUGCUCACAGUGACAUCCCUUUUCAAGCAGCGCGCAACAUCGCGAGAGGUAAAACUCAAGCUCGUCGAGUUCCUCUACUUCUACCUGAUGCCCGAGACCCCCACCAAUCUCCCCAGCCCGGGGAUGCAGCGCAGAGGUCCACAUUUGCGGAGCCCCAAAGGAAGCCGUCACUCAGCAAACGGGAACCGAGCCACGCGCAUGACAGAUGAGAAACAAGCGCUGCUGGGGAGGUAUCUCAGUAACGUGGCGGAUUUGGUCGAGGACCUCAAGGAAACGGCACCCUUUGGAGCGACUGUCUACUGAGGUCGACUAUGGAAUACGACAUGCUACGCACGAUGUUAACGGUCUCGUUUAUGAGCUUUGCAUUUGAGCGAGGGAGUGAGGGCAUUUUGCUUGCAUUAUUUGGAUUAUGCCUGCUAGGUCUAGUUACACUUUACUUUUCUCUUCCAUUUUCUUCUUACUUUCUUUGGAUCUCCUAUUCCCAUUCUAUUCGUCCCGUCAGGCACGGAAGUUCGCGUUCUUUUUUGAUCCUUUGGUCCUUACUCGCCUGAUCAUUAUGCUAUGGAAUU